Fraxinus pennsylvanica is the source of this 621-nucleotide messenger RNA. NCBI's taxonomy places the organism in Eukaryota, Viridiplantae, Streptophyta, Magnoliopsida, Lamiales, Oleaceae. The record is from the annotation of a GenBank genome assembly.
AUGGCUCCUCGAACAGGUGCACUGCUUAAAAGGGGGAUGAGCCUGAAACUUGGGCAGUCUCCGAGGUACAAGUGCCCACCUCCAUUUCUGUCCAAAACUUAUGAUAUUUUGGAGAAAGAGGAUGAAGAAGAAGCUAUAGCAAAUGGGCAAAGGAUAGUUUCCUGGAACUCUGAGGGCAAUGGUUUUGUUGUAUGGAAUCCUGCAGAGUUUUCUGAAGUUAUUUUGCCUAGAUACUUCAAGCAUAAUAACUUUUCGAGUUUCAUUCGACAGCUCAAUACCUAUGGAUUCAAGAAAACAGCGUCGAAGAGAUGGGAAUUUCAGCAUGAGAAAUUCCAGAGAGGGUAUAGGCAUCUGCUUGUGGAGAUCACUCGAAAGAAGUGUGAGCCAAGCGCCUUUCCGGCUUAUCUUAAAGCUUCUGAAGGAAACAAAUCGACAACCUUAGAGGCAAAUGCUCGACUGCUGCUAAUGGAGGAGAACAAGAACCUGAGAAGAGAGAGACUGGAACUGCAAAUGCAGCUAGCUCAUUUCAAGACACUGGAAAUUAAGUUAUUGGAAUGCCUUUCUCAGUGCAUAAGCUGCCAUGGCCACCAAAGCAAAGUUCCCAGGCUGUUUUAUAAAUAG